GCUGCACACACGUCUCAAGCUAGAGCUAUGGAGACAGAGCCUCAGACUCUUGUACGUAGAACUAAGAACACUGCACACACGUCUCAAGCUAGAGCUAUGGAGACAGAGCCUCAGACUGAUGUACGUAGAACCAAGGACGCUGCACACACGUCUCAAGCUAGAGCUAUGGAGACAGAGCCUCAGACUCUUGUACGUAGAACUAAGAACACUGCACACACGUCUCAAGCUAGAGCUAUGGAGACAGAGCCUCAGACUCUUGUACGUAGAACUAAGAACACUGCACACACGUCUCAAGCUAGAGCUAUGGAGACAGAGCCUCAGACUCUUGUACGUAGAACUAAGAACACUGCACACACGUCUCAAGCUAGAGCUAUGGAGACAGAGCCUCAGACUCUUGUACGUAGAACUAAGAACACUGCACACACGUCUCAAGCUAGAGCUAUGGAGGCAGAGCCUCAGACUCUUGUACGUAAAAAUGCUAAUAAGCAAUCUACAUCUCGUAAGAGGAGUAACGAAACUCAGCAAGAAAUUGUUGAGCGGAAAACAAAAAAUAGACGUACAAUGUCUACUAUCAGACAUUGUACAAAAACAAUUGAUGUUGUAAUUGAUAAGUUUCUCACAAAGGUGAGAACUGGUCCUGAUUUUGUCUGUACUAGCUGCCACAGAAUGUUGUAUAGGCAUACUGUAGUGCGUUUCAAGCCUUGUAAGUACACUAAAGCUGACCCCGACCUACUCGAAAAGCUUUCUAAGCAUGCACACUUCAGUAAAAUCGAUGGGAACCAGUGGGUGUGUAAAACAUGUGAUGGUUCAAUUACCAGAGGUGUCAUGCCUGCUCAAGCUACAAUCAAUGGUAUGGAACUAGACAGUGAGCCUCAUGAGUUGAAGUGUUUGAAUGCACUAGAGCGUAGGUUAAUUGCAUUGCGUGUACCGUUUAUGAAGAUGGUAGCACUCCCAACUGGAAAGCAAAAGUGUAUACAUGGCCCAGCUGUAAAUGUACCAUCAAAAGUAGACACUGUGUGCGAUAUCCUUCCAAGGUUACCUUCAGAGUGUCAGCUAGUUCCACUAAAACUAAAGCGUAAAUUGUCCUACAAAGGACAUUAUCUGUACGACUAUGUAUCCCCAGAAAGAUUAAGUAAUGCUCUGAUAUGGCUGAAAGCUAACAAUUCAUUGUAUGCACACAUCAACAUUUGUGAUGAUUGGGUGACAAAUGCAAUAGCAGAUGACCAGGAGCUGGUAAUGAGCAUGCUAGAGCAAGACGAGCCUAUGCAUGAUAGUCACACCAAUGAGCCUGAGCCCACCAAACUUGAUGCCAAUAGUAGUAUUGCUUUAGACGUUCCUACCACUAGCGCUGACAUUUCCCAUACGGCUAGCAGCGGGGAUUCCAUAUCAGUGCAUUCUCAGCUAUUAGGUCAAUUUGUAGGUGAACACGGCUUAGUGAUACACGAUGUGCCAGGUGAUGGCAACUGCAUGUUCAGCUCAGUUUCAUAUCAGCUUCAACAUCUCGGGCAUGACGUCAACGCCAGUACCCUUAGAGAAAUGUCUGUAGAUUAUUUGACCGACAACGGUGACCGAUAUAGCCAUUUUGUACAUCAGUCAGUAGACAGCAAUGAUGGUUACAAUGCUGACAACGAACCCUUAGACGAGGAAGACUCACACAUUGCCUCACUUGCAGACCCAGAGGAGCAGCGACUCUUGCGCUGGGGUAAAUAUCUGCGCAGAUUGAGUGACGGUGCUUGGGGUGAUCACAUUGCUUUGACGGCAAUUGCCAAUCUAUUUAGUUUGAAAAUUAACACGUUCACUCUCAAUCGAAGUGGUACAAAUGUUGUCACUGUAAAUCCUUGCGGUGAACAUGAGGUCAACAUAGGGCUUAUCAUGCAGUAUCAUUUCGUCGGUUUAGAUGCACCUGUUACCACCCCAACAUUGACCAACUCUAGUCUUGCCUGUGCAAGUAUUAGGCAUGACAGUGAAGUAGAUCACAUGACUGACCCCCUAUGGUAGUCGAUGGC
This is a messenger RNA of Halichondria panicea, 2006 nucleotides long. RefSeq lists its product as uncharacterized. Bases 28 to 1998 code for a protein of 656 amino acids. Lineage: Eukaryota; Metazoa; Porifera; Demospongiae; Suberitida; Halichondriidae. Gene Ontology annotation, molecular function: cysteine-type deubiquitinase activity. The record is from RefSeq and is a predicted model, not a curated record. Gene Ontology annotation, biological process: protein deubiquitination. The transcript has a single exon.